Messenger RNA from Brassica napus (rape), 2076 nucleotides. RefSeq lists its product as uncharacterized. The coding region runs from base 1 to 2076 and encodes 691 amino acids. Lineage: Eukaryota; Viridiplantae; Streptophyta; Magnoliopsida; Brassicales; Brassicaceae. The record is from RefSeq and is a predicted model, not a curated record. The transcript is spliced from 2 exons. Gene Ontology annotation, molecular function: nucleic acid binding; RNA-DNA hybrid ribonuclease activity.
AUGGUGAUGCUAAGACUCGGGUUUCACACUCAGGUAGUCGGCUGGAUAAUGGAAUGUAUCUCGACAAUCACUUACUCCUACCUCAUCAAUGGAUCGCCCCGAGGGAAAGUGAAACCGAGCAGAGGAAUCCGUCAAGGAGACCCCUUAUCACCCUACAUAUUUAUCCUAUGUAGCGAGGUCUUAUCGGGGCUGUGUAAUAGAGCGCAGAAUCAAGGCCUCCUCCAAGGCCUGCGGGUGGCGCGAGGGAGUCCUCGAGUAAACCAUCUUCUUUUUGCGGACGACACGAUGUUCUUCGUCAAGGCAACAAGAGAGAGCUGCUCGGCCUUAAAAGAGAUACUGAUACAAUAUGAGACGGCCUCGGGACAGAAAAUAAAUGUGGACAAAUCUUCCAUCUCUUUUUCAAGGAAGACGCCAACUGAGCUUAAAGAUGUGAUGAAGGGGAUUUUGUCUAUACACAAAGAAGGUGGAGUAGGCAAGUAUUUAGGACUACCGGAACACUUCGGGAGAAGAAAAAGAGAUCUCUUCACAUCGAUAGUCGAUAGAAUCAAGAUAAAAGCCGUCGGAUGGUCCAACAAGUUCCUAUCAACAGCUGGGAAGAUGACUAUGUUACAAAGCGCCCUAACGUCCAUUCCCUCCCACGCGAUGACUUGUUUCAAGCUGCCCAAAUCCCUGACGAAGAAAAUCCAGUCGGCAUUGACAAGAUUCUGGUGGGACAGUAGUGACGGAGUUCGUAAAAUCGCUUGGGUCUCAUGGGAUUCCAUGGUGAAACCAAAAGGAAAAGGAGGACUUGGAUUCCGAGAUUUUGAAUGUUUUAAUGAUGCGUUUUUGGCAAAACUAGGAUGGAGAAUUUUAAAUCAGCCCGAGGGACUCCUGAGCAGAGUGCUGAAAGGCAAGUAUUGCAGCGAUGAGGGCUUUCUCACUGUCCCAUGUCGGGCUACCGCAUUGCAUGGAUGGAGAAGUGUGUUGAUAGGCAGAGAUUUAAUCGUAAGGAAUGCUGGAUGGGCCAUUGGAAACGGAGAGUCAGUAAAGGUAUGGAGCGACCCAUGGCUGAGCUUAACCUCUCAAGAGAGACCGAUAGGACCUGUGGCUGAAGCGCUCCAAGAUACCAAAGUUGCAGAGCUCAUUGACCACAACACAGGAGAAUGGGAUAGAGAAAAGAUCCAACUGAUAGCUCCCUUCGUGGAAGAGAAGAUACUCCUCAUCAAACCAAGCAAGUCUGGGGCUCCGGAUAAACUUAUAUGGCUUCGUACUCUCACUGGGGAGUAUACUACAAAAUCAGGAUACCAAACGGGACUCGAAGACAAUCAAAUAAUACCGGCACCCCCUGCGCUGCCUGCUGAUUUUGAUUGGCAAAGAGGGGUUUGGAACCUACAUACAGCUCCGAAAGUCAAACUUUUCCUUUGGAAAGUGAUGAACCGAGCUAUACCAGUUGGAGAACAACUUCUCCACCGCAACAUUGAUGUUGACCCCAAGUGUAUUAGAUGCGGCGAGACUGAAUCUAUCAAUCAUCUCCUACUCCACUGCACCUUUGCUAAAAAGAGCACCCCAGAAGAAACAUUAACUAAAGCGAUAACAACUGCAAAGGAAUGGACCAAUGCACAGUGCAAGGCAUCUCAAUCAUCACGAGCCUCCCUCUCCCCCCUGUUGACCAUAACAACGGACACUGCCUCUGUGCAAUCGGAUGGCGCUUGGAAUGGAGCUACACAGACAGCAGGACUUGGUCACCUGAUAACCUUCCAGCAAGAACAAUGGCCCCAAGCUUCAACAGCGCCUUUCGUGGCCUCACCUCUCGUCGCAGAAGCCCUAGCACUUAGAGCAGCGAUUAACAAAUGCAAGGAACUGGGAAUCCAGAAGAUCCAGUGCGAGUCAGACUCCUCUCAACUUAUUAAAGCAAUCAACGAUGGGAAUGCUGUAGCAGAGAUUUAUGGGAUUGUUGCAGACAUUAUUAUUCUAUCUAUGUCUUUUGUGAAUAUUUCCUUUGUUUGGAUCCCCCGGGAAAAAAACAAGGUUGCUGAUAGUUUAGCUAAGCAAGCUCUUUAUGAGCUCUCGUUUGUAUUGAACCCAACAGGGUUUUGA